AUGCACCUCCUGCCGCGCGAGAUCGACAAGCUCGUCAUCUCGCAGGCCGGCACCCUCGCCCAGAAGCGCCUCGCCCGCGGCCUGCGCCUCAACGUCGCAGAGGCCACCGGCCUCAUCUGCGCCGUCCUCCACGAGCUCAUCCGCGAUGGCAACCACUCGGUCGCAGAGCUCAUGAGCAUCGGUGCGUCCCUCAUCCUCGGUCGCGUUCACGUCCAACCUCACGUUCCAGCGCUUCUCCACGAGCUCCAAGUCGAGGGUGCCUUUCCCGACGGCGUCUUCCUCGUCACCGUGCACGACCCGAUCUGCAGCGCGUCGGUCGACGACGACCUCACGCUCGCCCUGUACGGCUCGUUCCUGCCCUUGCCUGCCGAGGGCGUCUUCCCCAAGGGCAUCGAGGAGCCUGUCGGCCUGUCGGACGACGAGCUCCCCGGUGCGCUCGUCCUGCGCCAAGAGACGAUCCGGAUCAACGAGGGCCGCGAGCGCAUCAAGCUCAAGGUCACCAACACGGGUGACCGGCCGAUCCAGGUCGGCUCGCACUUCCACUUUAGCGAGGUGAACCGUGCCAUGUCGUUCGACCGCGAGAAGGCCUUCUUCAAGCGGCUCGACAUUGCUGCGGGCACGGCCGUCCGCUUCGAGCCGGGCGACACCAAAACCGUCACGCUCGUCCAGAUUGCCGGCAACCAGGUCGUCUCGGGUGCGUCCCCUCGUUCCCUCGACUUUGCCGACCUCUCGCUGUCGUCCAAGGCCCUGUCGCGCCUCAUCUCGCUCGGCUUCUCGCACUCGCCCGAGCCGUCGGCCGUCGCGUCGUCCGACCCGGCGCGCAUCGCCCCUUACGAGCUCAGCCGCGAGAGCUACGCGAGCAUGUACGGCCCGACCGUCGGCGACCGCGUGCGGCUUGGCGACACCGAGCUGUGGGUCGAGGUCGAGCGCGACGAGACGGUGUACGGCGACGAGUGCAAGUUCGGAGGAGGCAAGGUCAUUCGCGAGGGCAUGGGCCAGAUGGCGAACCAGCCCGACUCGGCGACGCUCGACUGCAUCAUCACCAACGCGCUCAUCAUCGACUGGAACGGCAUCUACAAGGCCGACGUCGGGCUCAAGAAGGGCAACAUUGUCGGCAUCGGCAAGGGCGGCAACCCGGACGUCAUGGACGGCAUCACCGAGGGCAUGGUCGUCGGCGUCAACACCGAGGUCAUCGCUGGCGAGAAGCUCAUCCUCACGGCGGGCGCCAUCGACGCGCACGUGCACUACAUCUGCCCGCAAAGCUGCACCGAGGCGCUCGCGAGCGGUAUCACGACCGUCAUCGGCGGCGGCACCGGGCCUUCGGCCGGCUCGUGCGCGACGACCUGCACGCCGUCGCAGACCUACAUGCACACGAUGAUGGCCGCCUCGGACGACCUGCCGCUCAACUUCCUCUUCACGGGCAAGGGCAACGAUAGCGGGCCAAAGGGCCUCGAGGACCAGGUCCGCUUUGGCGCGGGAGGGCUCAAGCUGCACGAGGACUGGGGCACGUCGCCCGCCGCCAUCGACGCCGCGCUCGACAUCGGCGACCGCUUCGACGUGCAGGUCAACAUCCACUCGGACACGCUCAACGAGGCGGGCUUUGUCGAGGACACGAUCGGCGCGUUCAAGGGCCGCACGAUCCACACGUACCACACCGAGGGAGCCGGAGGAGGACAUGCACCCGACAUCAUCCAGGUGUGCGAGCUCGAGAACGUCCUGCCCAGCUCGACCAACCCGACUCGCCCUUACGCUGUCAACACGCUCGACGAGCAUCUCGACAUGCUCAUGGUCUGCCACCACCUCGAUCGCUCCAUCCCUGAGGACGUCGCCUUUGCCGAGUCGCGCAUUCGCGCCGAGACGGUCGCAGCCGAGGACGUCCUGCAGGACUCGGGCGCCAUCUCGAUCAUCUCGUCCGACGCCCAGGCCAUGGGCCGCAUCGGCGAGGUCGUGUCGCGCACGUGGCGCACGGCCAACAAGAUGAAGGAGUGCGUGGGCCCGCUCAGGGAGGAGACGAGGGAGGGGGUCGACAACGAGAGGGUCAAGCGCUACAUCGCCAAGUACACGAUCAACCCGGCCAUCACGCACGGCAUCUCGCACCUCGUCGGCGACGUCGCCGUCGGCAAGCUCGCCGACCUCGUCUUGUGGAAGCCGCACAACUUUGGCGUGCGGCCCGAGACCAUCAUCAAGGGCGGCGUCAUUGCGUGGGCCAACAUGGGCGACGCCAACGCCAGCAUCCCGACCGUUCAGCCCGUCAUUGGCCGACCGAUGUGGGGCUCGCACCCGAAGGCGGCGGCCUUGACCUCGAUGCUGUUCGUCUCGCAGCUCUCGAUCGACACGGGCACGAUCGCCUCGUACGGCCUCUCGAAGCGGGUCGAGGCCGUCAAGAACUGCCGCAACAUCUCGAAGCGCGACAUGAAGAACAACACGGCGACGCCAAAGAUGAAGAUCGACCCGGAAAGCUACAGGGUCGAGGCCGACGGCGUCCACUGCACGGUGCCGCCGGCGACCAAGGUCGCGCUCGGCCGAGGGUACAUGCUGUUCUGAGCGGCGAGCGGGUUCUCUCUUCUGUAGCGGUGCGCUGUCUGUUUGCGCAACUUUGUGUGUCUGUCCUCGU
Molecule: messenger RNA, 2614 nt
Organism: Rhodotorula graminis WP1
Lineage: Eukaryota; Fungi; Basidiomycota; Microbotryomycetes; Sporidiobolales; Sporidiobolaceae
Exons: 19
Coding region: 1-2544 (847 amino acids)
Biological process (GO): urea catabolic process
Cellular component (GO): urease complex
Molecular function (GO): nickel cation binding; urease activity
Source: RefSeq, a predicted model, not a curated record